Physella acuta is the source of this 2447-nucleotide messenger RNA. RefSeq lists its product as uncharacterized. The record is from RefSeq and is a predicted model, not a curated record. NCBI's taxonomy places the organism in Eukaryota, Metazoa, Mollusca, Gastropoda, Physidae.
CCAUCCGAUACGUGUACUGGAUGUUCUGUCAAAAGUAUCUUAUCAAACAGCAUACACUGACCUUCACCCUGAUGUCAUCAUAGUCCCUUCUACUCCACCUGCGGGCUCGAGUCAGCGAGACGCCAGCUGCAUACCGCUACCGGAGUCAAAGAGAAGUGGAGUCAUCAUCUGUCCUCACCCAUUGGUUGAGGAUAAAUAUGUAUCCCAGGUUUUAUUGUCGCAUCAGCUAUGGGAAAGAGAUUUAAUCCAUGCAAUGGAAGACGCUUUAAAGCAAGACCCCAACAUGAUGCUGUUUGACGUUGGCUGUAACAUUGGUGUGUAUACCGUAUGGGCAGCGGCGAUGGACAAGCAGGUCGUGUGCGUUGAGAUGGUCUUGGCAAACGUCCUUAGGGUUCAGAUGGCUCUUGCACUCAGCAACCUCAGCAGUCACGUGACCAUCGUCAACAACGCCCUCUACAGUGAUCAUAGAGAACUGGAGAUCAAAUUCUACAAAAACAGCAACGGCCAAUCUCGCCUCAACUCUUCAAAAGUGUACACCCCAGAACAAUGGGACAACUCUCGCGCUGGGUUUAAAGUCAAGACAAUCUGCAUCGACGACUUAACUCCCCUUAUGUCGGGGAAACCCGUCUUCAUAAAAAUGGACAUUGAGAACACGGAGCAAUUCGCGCUGAUGUGUGCGCACCGUUUCUUUAAAGCUGUUGACGUGCGCAUUGUGCAGAUGGAGUGGGUGGUGCAUGUGGAUGCCGAGAGUGCACCAAUUCUAGACUUCAUGCGCGUCCACGGAUAUGCAUCAUCAAGCAGUAGCAAAUCAUAUCGGCCGUUAUCUCUUGCACAGUAUAGCGGAGACGUGUAUUUUUUGAAGAAAUCUUUUUUCAACAUUUAGACUAGUUGAUUGGCAACUGUGGUGCAGCAUAUGCAAGUCGUACGCGUACGCACUUUUUAAAAAAAACAUAUCACCCUCGCAUAAAAAAAACACACAAGGGACACACUAACACAACAAAUCCACACAGACGAAAUCGCACUGACGUGCACGACUAAAGCCACACACGGAAACGCACACGCACACGCCAAACAAAACACGCUAACGUAUACACAUGUACACACAUACAUUUAUUUAUGUUUUGAUCGCUGUAUUUUAAAAUAAAGAUUUUCGAGCCUUCAGUUUAUUUAGACAUUCGUCAAACAUCCUAUCGUCAGUUAAAGAGAUUUAUUAUGUACCAUAUUUCUUGUAUAUAGGUACAGUGUCAUCACUAGGUUUUAUUAAUGAAAUAGAAAUAGUAUUAUAUAUUAAAUUGCUAUAGCUUAAUGCUUAUUUUGGGGGUUAUAUCCAACAAGAAUGUUCAGAUGUUCAAAAUCUUUUUCGAGUGGGGACGCACUUUUUAUAAAAUGUGACUACUUUGUAAUUAGAAAGUCAAAUUAGAAAGGAAAUUAAUAAACGCCAAAAUAAAAUUUUCUAGUAUAAUUGUAAUUUAGGUUAUUUUUUUUAAUAACUGUUUUAAUUCGAUUGGUGAAAUACUUUGCUAUUAUCUAGCCUCGAAUUUCGCGGUUUAGCUUUUGUUAACGCAAACUUUAUUUAUGUCAUUCUCAACAUUAAUUAGUUAAUUUGUUUUGUUUUAAUUGUGUGAGCAAUUUUUCAUUAAACAUGUUACAUGCCGCCAUUCCACUAAUCCCAGAAUUCAUCGAUAAUACUGGCAACAUAAUGGGAAGCAAAAAUAGCUUACGUGUCAAUGCAGUUUCCUCUUCUUUCAAAUUCGGCAAUAACGCCGCACUUCUUUUUCUAGAGAUUCCAUAUGUACAGAAUCCUCUUUCAAAUUCGUAGUAUCUCACACUCUGUUUCAGCUACCACACUGCAGAGACUCUCGAAUAUUGAAAUAUUUCCAAUCUUUAUUUUUCGCCAAUUUUGCAGAUUUGAUAAAAAUGCCCCGAGAUUAUUAUAAAAAGAGAUAAUAUUCGUUCAUUUUUCCUGAAGCUUCAAGUUAAGCCUAUUUCGCGGGUUAGGGUUAGACAUCUGCUAGGUAUGCUACUCUGUCCGCAACAUUUUUGAGGCUUUGUGAUCAGCAUUUUCUGCGAUAUAUAGAGAACAUAACGAUACGGACUUUUAUUGAAACAAUUUGUUUGAUGUUUUAAAUGUACAAACUUAAUUUAUUUAAAGAAGGUAAAUUUUUUUAAAAGACAUACUCGAAUGUAGAAACACAAUUUUAAUUAUCCAACCAGAAAAUUGUUUAUUGUUGCGGCAAGAACGCAAAAAACAAUGACGUCACAUGUAACAUGUGUAAACUAAGUAAAGUACACAAAACUAAUGGCGUCAUCUUCAGAUUUUAGAAUAUGAAUAACGAACUAUUUUAUUCAAAUUUAAUUUAGAACUACGGUUCUUCUUAUUAAGACAUACGCUAUGAAAUGUAUACAACUUUAUCGGCCAUAAGUAAUACAAAUUACUUUUUAAAAUC